This is a messenger RNA of Triplophysa dalaica, 1228 nucleotides long. RefSeq names its product transcription factor HES-5-like. Gene Ontology annotation, cellular component: nucleus. Lineage: Eukaryota; Metazoa; Chordata; Actinopteri; Cypriniformes; Nemacheilidae. The record is from RefSeq and is a predicted model, not a curated record. The transcript is spliced from 2 exons. Bases 22 to 483 code for a protein of 153 amino acids. Gene Ontology annotation, biological process: anterior/posterior pattern specification; regulation of neurogenesis; regulation of transcription by RNA polymerase II. Gene Ontology annotation, molecular function: protein dimerization activity; RNA polymerase II cis-regulatory region sequence-specific DNA binding; DNA-binding transcription factor activity, RNA polymerase II-specific.
CUGAAGAGAACAAACACAGUCAUGGCACCUACAGUCAGUGCAGCGAUGAUCAACACUGAAGGACAAAUUUCACUCACAAAUAAGCUGAGAAAGCCAGUAGUGGAGAAGAUCCGCAGAGAACGUAUCAACAGCAGCAUCGAGAAGCUCAAGUCUCUUCUGAGUGAAGAGUUCCUGAAGCAACAGCCCGACUCCAGACAGGAGAAAGCUGAAAUCCUGGAGAUGACGCUUGAUUUCUUGAGACGACAGCAGCAGAAGACAAACAAUCUGUCCACCUGCUCUCCUACUGCUAGUGAGGGUUACUCCAGAUGUGUUCAGGAGAGCGUCAACUUUCUGUCUCAGUGUCAAGUGCAGACUCAGUCCCACAGAAGACUGCUGAAGCUCUUCCUCAACAUGCAGACGUCCACAGAGAAGAAUUCACCAGCCUGUCAGACCAACAGCACAGAGAAAACUCCAGCCUGCUGUCAACUCUGGAGACCCUGGUAGCCACAAGGACACUUUAAGAUUUAUCAAACAGAAUUCAAGAUGUCACUCUGAGAUUGACAUGUGCUGUAAUUCUAAUGUAGGAAUUUAUUUCCACCUCUGCUGCAUUGGCAGAAUGUUUACAUACUUUCUGAGAAAGUAUGCUUUAUUGAAACCGUGUAUGAACAUUUGUACAAACGUUCAGAAUCAUUUGCUAUGUAAAUGAUUAUUACCUUCAUCGAAAAUAUGGAUCCAGUGUUCGGUCAUAGAAAAGUUACAGAAUUUAUUACCACCUCUGCUGCAUUGGCAGAAUGUUUACAUACUUUUUGAGAAAGUAUGCUUUACUGUAUCUGUAAUUGUACAGCAUGUUACGUCAGAAUGUACAGAAUCAUUUGCCAUGUUAAAUGAUUAUUACAUUUAAGAAAUACAGAUCAAACUAUUUGGUCAUAGGAAAGUUAAAGUCUGAUUUUGACAUUUGAACUUUAUCAAGCGUUUCCCCAUAUUGGGUAUUAUUUCUUUAUAUCUAAAGAUGUAUAAACUGCUUUUAUUUAAUGAAAGCAUUUAUUUAUAUUUCUAUUGUGUGAAAUGAAUCCAAUGCUCCUUUUAUUGUACAAGCACACACAUAUUUCUUCUUUUGAAAGAUCUUUUAAAGUGUGUUGCACGAAUGCAUUGUUUCAUUGUUUUCAUGUGUUAACGUGAAUUGAACAUUCCCCUAUAAAGAGCAGUUGUAUGAACUCACUGGCAGUGAUUUGAAUGACCUUCUGUGAAG